Messenger RNA from Vanessa tameamea, 929 nucleotides. RefSeq lists its product as uncharacterized. Bases 76 to 921 code for a protein of 281 amino acids. NCBI's taxonomy places the organism in Eukaryota, Metazoa, Arthropoda, Insecta, Lepidoptera, Nymphalidae. The record is from RefSeq and is a predicted model, not a curated record. The transcript has 6 exons.
UAUACCGCAAAGCGUGCCUCCUUUGAUUCGCCACGGAUUUCCACAAGACCGGCUAAUGCUAACAUCUCUACAGCUAUGAAAUUCAAAUGCAUUAUGACCAGAGACAAAAUAUAUACAUAUCUGCUGAUUAUCUAUUUUGAAUUGAGACGUGGAUAUUGUUUCACCAACUAUCAAUUAUUUCAAGGCUUCGACGUCGGUAUUUAUGAUAGCACGGCUACAACAGACACAACAACGACAAAUCGACAAAAUGUUACGGAAAUAAAAUCCAGUCCAAUUUUAAGUACAAGCUCGUUAAGUUUAACUACAAGUACAAGCGCACCAACUACAUUAAAGUAUUUACAUACCACCAAGUCUGAUAACAAAAAGAAACAUAUUUCGAAUAAAACCUGCUUCGAAGAACAGCCUUCAAACAUUGGUUCCUAUGAAGUGCCAACGCAGAGAGAUAUUAUCCUUUUUACCAAAGAUCUCAUACUGAACUUGUUCGAAACAUAUAAAAGAGAUGCUAUGUCACUUCUGCGAGACAUUAAAGAGGUAACCAAAGGAACGACAUCGAUAGAGAAAAAUUGUAAAUACAACAAAACAGCUUACAAGCAAUGUGUUAAACUUGUUAGUGUGCAAAGUGAAAUAAUCACUAAGAGCCUCGUCACAUCGCUCGAAAUGAAAACAGUUGACAUAGAAGAUCUUACAGAGAACACUAUAUGCAAUUUGUCUGAAAUGAAGAAAGAUCCAAUACCGUUGAUUAAACUGCUGGCACAAGAGACGACAAUGUUAAAAUUCGCUCUUCCAGGAUUUUUGAGACUCUUAAACACAUGUUCUACACAUUGUGACAAAUCUCAACGCACGGUGAAUACAAAAAAACCGUUACGCCGUAUGACGGAUCAAGAUCUCGUGGUAAAGUAUUUUUUAACAAAAAAAGAAUAAUAUUCAAC